Messenger RNA from Pocillopora verrucosa, 2943 nucleotides. RefSeq names its product amyloid protein-binding protein 2. Gene Ontology annotation, cellular component: Cul2-RING ubiquitin ligase complex. The record is from RefSeq and is a predicted model, not a curated record. Gene Ontology annotation, biological process: intracellular protein transport; proteasome-mediated ubiquitin-dependent protein catabolic process. Gene Ontology annotation, molecular function: ubiquitin-like ligase-substrate adaptor activity; protein binding. Lineage: Eukaryota; Metazoa; Cnidaria; Anthozoa; Scleractinia; Pocilloporidae.
GUAAACAUGGCGGCAGGCAGAAGAGUUCAUAGUUUGUAUGAUUUAGCAACUUUUACAACAGUUAGGAAUUGUGAUUUAUUCAAGUUAGAGUAUCGCUCACUGCCGAAUGCCGUUCAGUGUGACAUAUAUCGAACGCUCUUCGACUCAGGGAAGAAUGAGGUAUUGGUAUCCGAACUAAGUGAGUUAGAUGUCGUUUCAAAGGCUUUAAAAGCUGGAGACACAAGGGUCAAGCUUUAUGCAGUGUUCCAAGGUUUGAGAGAAGAAGGAUUUGACUUAUCAAAAGUCCUUUCAGCAGAGUUUGUCAAGAGGUGUCACAAGGCAUUCAAUGAAGGAGAAACAUCAGAUCGACAUCUCAUUCAGAAACUGUUAAAAACAGGGAUGUCACUUGGUGGUUUCCUAUCAGAGGCUGGAUGGUAUGAUGAUGCAGAGAAGAUAUUAACUGUUAGUCACAAGCUGUGUAACAUUAGAGAACCAGAUGAAUGUAGAAUAGCUUGUAAAUUUCUGACAAGACUGCUCCAUCUUAGAACUGCAAAUUGUAAAUUUGACUCAGCAAAAGAUACCUUUAGAGAAGCCACAGAAAUGACAAGUAAGAUAGCCAGCAAAAAUGAGCUAGACAUCAACUUGGCAGUUCUUUAUGGAGAAAAAUGUGGCCUGCUCUUUGCACUUAGUGAUUAUGAGGAGGCAUACAAAUACAGCAUGAAGGCCUUACAGAAAAUUUGUCCUGGAUUGCCCAUGAAGGCUGUAGUUGAUAUUCUAAGAAACGCAUCCAAGGCUUGUGUAGUGAAGCGCAAAUUCAAGAAAGCAGAACUUUUGAUAAAGCAGGCCAUGUUUUUAGCCAAGCAGCAUUUUGGAUGUGAUCACCCAAAGUAUGCAGAUACACUAAUUGACUAUGGUUAUUAUCUCCUCAAUGUAGAUGCUAUAAAUCUCUCUGUCAAAGUAUACAAGGAAGCUUUUCGUACUAGGUUUUAUGUCUUUGGAUACAACAACUUACAUGUAGCAACAGCUCAUGAAGAUCUUAGUUAUGCUUUGUAUGUCCAUGAAUACAGUACAGGGAACUUUGAAGAAGCCAGAUACCAUGCAGAAAGAGCCAUCAGUAUUAUCACAAAACUUUUCCCUGAAGAUCAUUUACUUCUUGCUUCAUCAAAAAGAGUGAAAGCCCUUAUUCUAGAAGAAAUAGCAAUUGACACUCCAAUUAGACAGAAAGAAGAAGAAAUUUUAAAAGAAGCUCAGGAGCUUCAUUUAGCUUCACUUGAUCUGGCUAGGAAAUCAUUUGGAGAAAACAAUGUUCAAACAGCAAAACAUUAUGGAAACUUAGGACGUCUUUAUCAGUCAAUGAGAAGAUAUGAAGAAGCAGAGGUAAUGCACAAGAAAGCAAUUGAAAUUAAAGAAAGAAUACUUGGAAGUGAAGACUAUGAAGUGGCACUGUCAUUGGGUCACUUGGCAUCAUUAUACAAUUAUGACAUGGAGCAAUAUGAAAGGGCUGAGCAGUUGUACUUGAGAUCAAUUGCAAUAGGUAGAAAACUGUUUGGAGAUGGGUACAGUGGUCUUGAGUAUGAUUACAGAGGACUUAUUAAUCUCUAUGAUUCUCAAGGUAAUUUUGACUUUAUGGAGAGAUAUCAUCAAACGCUGAUGGACUGGAAAGAUCUGCGGGAAAACGCAUCCAAAGCAGAGUCUGCUCAUGACAAGACACCUGACCCAUGGCCUACAGGGAAGUUUAUACAAUAUUUUCUGAAUCAGCCUGACUGAUAAUAAUGUGACUUUUAGGAAAUAUCAUUGAUGUUUAGGCAUUAAUAUUUAAGAAAUUGUAUCUCCUUGGAAAGCCCAAGAAAUUGUGUAAAGAUGACAUUUGGGAUUUCAUUCAAAAUUAUCCUUACGGAAUUUUAUUAUGGAUAUGCUAGCAAAUGUGUAAUAUAAAGUCAAGAUGACGUAAAACUACAAGAGUCAUUUCUGCCUUUGUGAGUGAUGCACCUGGUGUUAAACUAUUAUUUGGUGCAUUUGCAUUAACUAAUUUUUGUAUGUAAAACAAAUUUCAAUUUAUGGGCCUUGUAUAUUUUUUUUGGUCGGUUGUAAUUGUUGAAAAGAAAAUUACGUAGUAUAUUACGCUCAUUUAGGUAAUUCUCGUAAAUUUAGUCAUGUGUAAACCAAUGUAAGUAUGAAACACGAAAUAGAAUAGUUAUUUUAAAAUUAACUUCUUAAACUUUCAAAAAUAAUUUAACAAAGCGUAAUAUAUGCUUCUUUACAAUGAUAUUGAUAUUUUAAUACUACUGUUAGCAGAAAGAAUUAAGUAAAGAGAAGCAGAAAGAUUCAUGCUAACACUACCAAGCAAAAGAUAUAGAAAGGUUUAAGGCAAAGAGAGUAGAAAAGAUGAUGGAAGAUAAAGUCAAGAACAGUUAAUUUGAACAUGUUACUUACUUAACAACCAGUCAGGGAUCAGAAUCAGUGUUUCUCUGAAACAUGGAAAGGGCGUUAUAACACAAUUUACCUUGAGUGUACGAAUAAACGUAAAGGUUUGACAAAUAUGUUAUUUACUACUAAAAAAUGAAGGGCAUAGUACAUAUAAAUCUCAACCACCUUUGAGAUCAUGAAGAAAGAAAGCAAUCACGCAUCCUUUCUAUACAACAGAAUAAUCUCUCUUAAUUCUGCGUUCCUAUUAAUUUUGUAAGGAAAGUGUUUCCAUCUUAAUAGGAAUGGCAUCGUUAUCAAUCAAAUUUUUAAUUUACGUGAACGAAUUGCUUUUCUCCACAAACUUUGCAUUUAAAUAUUUUAUUGUGAGCAUAUAAAACUUUCACAAACAAAAUCAAAUUGAUGGGAUCGAAAUUAAAUGGGUAUAUGUGUUAAUAGUUGUAAAGUAAGACUUGUUUUAUAAACGUUAACCUGUGUAGUGUAUCAAUAAAUUAAAUACAGUACAAACCAAAAAAGACAAAUAAACAUGAUCAUUAUUCA